Diceros bicornis minor is the source of this 1188-nucleotide messenger RNA. RefSeq names its product pyruvate dehydrogenase E1 subunit alpha 2 (gene PDHA2). Gene Ontology annotation, molecular function: pyruvate dehydrogenase (acetyl-transferring) activity. The transcript has a single exon. Gene Ontology annotation, cellular component: intracellular membrane-bounded organelle. NCBI's taxonomy places the organism in Eukaryota, Metazoa, Chordata, Mammalia, Perissodactyla, Rhinocerotidae. Gene Ontology annotation, biological process: pyruvate decarboxylation to acetyl-CoA. The coding region runs from base 22 to 1188 and encodes 388 amino acids. The record is from RefSeq and is a predicted model, not a curated record.
GGGCUUCGCUCCACGAAGAAGAUGCUCGCCGCCGCCGUCUCCCGCGUGUGGUCGGGAGUCGCCCAGAAGCCCGCUACCAGAGUGCUGGUGGCAUCCUAUAACUAUUCAAAUGAUGCUACCCUCGAAAUUAAGAGAUGCGGUCUUCACCGGUUGGAAGAGGGUCCGCCUGUCACAGCAGUGCUCACCCGGGAGGAUGGCCUUAAAUACUACAGGAUGAUGCAGACUGUUCGCCGAAUGCAACUGAAGGCAGAUCAGCUGUAUAAACAGAAGUUUAUUCGUGGUUUCUGCCACUUGUGUGACGGUCAGGAAGCUUGCUAUGUGGGCCUUAAGGCAGGGAUAAAUCCCACCGAUCACAUUAUCACAGCCUAUCGGGCUCACAGCUUAUGCUAUGCUUACGGACUUGCUGUCCAAUCAAUUCUUGCAGAGCUGACAGGAAGAAGAGGAGGUUGUGCUAAAGGAAAAGGAGGAUCGAUGCAUAUGUAUACCAAGAACUUCUAUGGGGGCAAUGGCAUUGUUGGCGCUCAGGUACCCCUGGGAGCUGGUAUUGCUCUGGCCUGUAAAUAUAAGGGAAACGAUGAGAUCUGUUUGACUCUGUAUGGGGAUGGCGCUGCUAAUCAGGGUCAGAUAUUUGAAGCUUACAAUAUGGCAGCUUUGUGGAAACUACCUUGUGUUUUCAUCUGUGAGAAUAACCGUUAUGGAAUGGGAACAUCUGUUGAGAGAGCAUCAGCCAGCACUGAUUACUACAAGAGAGGGAAUUUUAUCCCUGGACUAAGGGUAGAUGGAAUGGAUGUUCUAUGUGUUCGGGAGGCAACUAAGUUUGCAGCUGACUACUGUAGAUCUGGAAGGGGGCCCAUACUGAUGGAGCUGCAGACAUACCGUUACCACGGGCACAGUAUGAGUGAUCCUGGAAUCAGUUAUCGUACACGAGAGGAAAUUCAGAACGUAAGAAGUAAGAGUGAUCCUAUCAUGCUUCUCAAAGAUAGAAUGGUAAACAACAAGCUUGCCAGUAUUGAAGAAUUGAAGGAAAUUGAUGUUGAAGUGAGGAAAGAAAUUGAUGAUGCAGCCCAAUUUGCUACAACUGAUCCUGAACCACCUUUGGAAGAAUUAGGCCAUCAUGUCUACAGCAAUAAUCCACCUUUUGAGGUUCGUGGUGCAAAUCAGUGGAUCAAGUUUAAGUCCAUAAGUUAA